Lolium perenne is the source of this 1054-nucleotide messenger RNA. Its product is annotated as protein TIFY 11a-like. Gene Ontology annotation, biological process: response to wounding; regulation of jasmonic acid mediated signaling pathway; regulation of defense response. Gene Ontology annotation, cellular component: nucleus. Lineage: Eukaryota; Viridiplantae; Streptophyta; Magnoliopsida; Poales; Poaceae. The record is from RefSeq and is a predicted model, not a curated record.
GGAGGCCAGGGUGCGCGCGCGGUUGCGGAUCGUCGCGCCAGCGGGGAAAUGACCAUUUCAAACUCGCGAGCGGUUCCCUUUGGCUUCCCCUCUCCUUGUCGAUCGCGUCGCACGCAUCCUGCCAUAAGCAUGCCGCAGCAUGCAUGCUUGUCCCCACGUUUUUCCUCACGUCCCCUCUCGAUCCUUCCAUUGCCGCACCGCCACCGCACGAUGAUAACAAACUCCUCCUCGUCUCGUCUCUAUAAGAAACCGCCUCCGCGAGCCCCCACGAUCCAGUCGGUCGAUCCAGCACGGUUGGUGGAGCUAGCAGAGGCCAUCGAUCGACACCGCCGAAACCCUCCCUCUCGUCAAUCUCGUUUCGCCAGCACGCGCGUCCGACAGUCGAGAUGCCGCCAAUGGUGACCGCAACGACGGACUCCGCCGCCCGACGAUUCGCCGUGGCCUGCGGCGUGCUCAGCCGGUUAGUCAAGGCGGCCGGCCCGGUGCCGAUGCCGAUGCCGAUGUCGGCGUACGGCGCGGCGGCGCGCGUUGGGGCCUUGCAGGGACCCGACGGCCCGCCGGCUGACGGGGCGCAGCAGCUGACGAUCUUCUACGGGGGGAGGGUGGUGGUGCUCGACGGCUGCACGCCGGCCGGGGCCGCCGAGCUGAUCCGGUACGCAGCGGCGGCGGCGACCCCGCCUGCUGCCGCGGCGGCGACGGCGCUCGUGGACAUACCCAUCGCGAGGAAGGCGUCGCUGCAGCGGUUCCUCUCCAAGCGCAAGGACAGAUCCGUCACGGCCCUCGAGGGUCCACCGUACAGUCGUCCGGAGGAGGCGGCGCCGCCGCCGCCGGCGAAGAAGCGCAAGACCGAAGCUUCUUCCUGGCUCGCCCUGGGUAGCUUAGGAGACAUGCACGCGCAGCGAUCCAUCGCCUAAACAUGCAUCGACCUGUGACGUGACAGCUUCCCUGCUGGCGGUGACAAGUGAAGUAGGAUGUUUUUAUUUUUUUAUUUUUUUCAGGGUGAGUAGGAUGUUAUUAGUAACAACUACUGAUAUUACGGAAAUUCAAUUCGGCA